AUGUCCGAUCCAGCUCGCUCCCCGGCACCUCCGCCCCCGCCACCGCCACCCAAAUACUCACAUCGGGCUGCCAACGCGCUCGCCAGGUUCGCCCAACCCUUCUUCUCCGGGUCGCGUCCUCCGAGCCCGCAGAGCGGCCCGGAGGGUCCCCGGUCGAUCAGGUCCAAAUCGCUACCCGGCGAGCCCCAGACUGUCACCCAUAAAACCGGAAUCCCCAUCGUCGCGCUUGAUAUCUCGCCCCAGCGCACGCACGCGGUCAUCGCCGGUAAAGAAAUCCUCAAAACUAUCCGCGUCUCGCCCGACCACUCCUCCGAAGAAUUCAACGUCCGAAAUGCUGUCAUCAGCUACGCUUCCGCCCACCAUGACGCGGGCGUGUCCAUGCCACACAAGGACCAGCUGAAUGUACGCGACGUGAAGUGGUCCCAUAGCAAUUAUGACCGGACAAUUGCCACGGCCGUCGCGAACGGCCGCAUUGUCGUUUACGACCUGCAGCGGCCCGGCCUCCAAUUAUGUCGCUUCCAGGGCCACAGCCGCCAGGUGCACCGGCUGGCCUUCAACCCCCAUUUCGCCGCGUGGCUAUUGUCGGGCAGCCAAGAUGGCACCAUCCGCAUGUGGGAUCUGCGAGCAGCUCCCACGAAUCGCGGCACCUCCACGUGUGGGAGUAAGCAUGUGUACCAUGGCAACAGUGAUGCCAUCCGGGACGUCCGGUGGUCGCCCAGCGAUGGCGUCGUGUUUGCGACCGCCGCGGACAGCGGCGCCAUCCAAAUGUGGGACCAGCGGAAGGGCAAUGCGCCAUUGAUGCGCAUUGCGGCUCAUGAUCGCCCUUGUUUUUCGGUCGACUGGCAUCCCGACGGGAAACACAUCGUCAGUGGUGGCACAGACCGCCAAGUCAAGGUCUGGGAUUUUUCCUCGUCUGCAGAACGAAGACAAAAACCCGCCUUUCAGUUCCGAACCCCCCAGGCCGUCGUGAAUGUGCGAUGGCGGCCGCCAUCGUGGGUGGGUGAAUCACCCAGGUUGGGAGAAUGGCAGUCAUCCCAGAUCGUUACUUCUUACGACAAGGAAGACCCGCGAAUACAUCUUUGGGACCUUCGUCGCCCGCAUGUCCCGUUUCGUGAAUUCGAUCGGUAUGAUUCCCCCGCAACCGAUCUGCUCUGGCGCUCCAAGGACCUGCUUUGGACAGUCGGGGAGACCGGGGCGUUCACCCAGACCGACGUCCGUUAUGCGCCCAAUGUGGUUAACCGCCGACCGAUGUGUUCGGUGGCCUGGAGUCCCAAUGGCGAGUUUGUCGCAUUUGCGCAGAAGCGGCCCACGCGGCGUGUUCGGGUAGCUGAGUUCCUAGGCCACGAAGAGGAUGAGGCGAGUCCCGGCGACAGAUCGCUGAACGACAGUCCCGGGGAGGACAUGCUGGACGAAGCUGCCAUGGUCUCUACAUUGCGGCACCGACAUACCAAGUCCACUCCCCAUCGACCAUCCAAGUCGUUGGGCAAUACUCCACCCGGAACAGUGGAUAAUGUACUUCCUGUGCUUCCUUUAAAUCAAGUCUUGGAAAAGAUUGCGACCCCAGGGCCCAAUCAAUUGGGCACUACCGGAAGCAUCCCAGGUGCUACAAAUGAUGCCUUCGUUUUUCGAUUCUUGGCAGGUCGCUAUGCGCCGCUGAUGGAUGAGCGUCGGGGCCAGCGCACAUCCGUGGAGAUCCUGAACUCCUUGAUGGAGGCACUGGACCACAACGCCGAGUGCGCGGAUGAGGUCGCCCUGACCAAGGUGGCUCAAACCUGGAGGAUUGUGAAAUUCGCCAUCCUUCAAGAGCUUCAGCGGAGAGCGAGGCAACAACCAGCGGGUAAAGCCGGUCCCAAAGAGAAGUCAUCCAAGGAGGGAUUAUUGAUGGACCGAUCCCGACCAAGCGAGGAGAAGGUGAGGAGUCGGCUGUUCAAGGGUGUCAUGGAAACCGAAGGCCAUCGAAGUCUGAUAUCAGAAACCGAAAGUACCUCAAACAUGACAACACCUCUCGCCAAACCCUUGCCCGACUCUCCUCCAAUGGACUCUUACGACAGCGGUGAUUCUCAGAUCCCUUCAUUGAGUGACGCUGCGAUCGAUGUUGAUCCCCUACCGCCGUCAGUUCUCAGCUCUCACAAUGGCUGGAGUAUGUCAGGCGCGAGCGCCCAUCGCGUAUCCCCAUUCCAACAGGGACAAUCGGUCUCGAGUGUAGACACGCACCCUUCCGAUCAGCUCCGUGAUCCAUUCGACCACGGUUCGGAAAUUGAUCAACGCUCCGCUCCUCGCGCGAUUGCCGGCAAGGUGGACUGGCGUAUUCGCAACCACCCAGACUACCCUCGUGAAGGUUCUGAGGAUGAUUAUGAUCAGAAACUGGAGGAUAAACGGGCCGCCAUCCGCGACUACAAACAGGCCCCAAAGAAGGUCUUGACGCUAGAAUCUCCCAUGCAGUCCAAUCGGCCUCCUGCACUCGACCCUUACCAGCAGCACGGAUCCUCUGAUAGCUUCCCAAUGUUUUCGGCAUCUACGGACAGUUCAAAUCCUCCGAAAUCCGCGGGGGCCUCGUACUCGCCCAAUGGACGGCAGCACGGAGAGUCGGAUGCCAGUGCCGGCGGAGGCAGACCCAGAAAAGAGUCUAACUUGGUUUCUCCUCGGGAAGUGGUGCCAGAGGAGGCCAUGUCAUUUGACGAGUCUCUUCUGGAGUACGACCAAGUCCAUCUCGAACGUCCAUCUAGCCCGCCUCCGUUUCUGGCCGAGUCAACUCCAUUAAAACAACCCCUUCCCGGAGACACCCAGUCUUCCACAGAUACCCCUCCUCUUUUCUCGGCUUAUCCAACGAUGCUGGACAUCACGGAAGAAGUCUCCCGAGUUGAACUCCCUUUCACCCCAGAUACAACAGACUUGAAGCCGUGGAGUAUCGAGGCUAUUCUGAAAGAGGCGGUCCGUUAUUAUCACAGCAGCAGUAGUUCAGUCGACAUACAAACCGCAGCCCAUCUCCUCCAGAAGCUUCACAUCCUUUUCAAGGACUGCGAAAAGAUCCUUCCCUAUGCAGAGUGCGAGCUCGUCUUCCAAACCUACAACGACCAUCUGAUCCGCCAUUCAAUGAACCUGGAGGCCGCAGAGCUGCGUCUCUCCUGUGUGCCUCAUUACCCCAAUGUGUACGACUAUGCCCAAAUAGACACCUCCAUCAACGUCUUCUGCUAUACCUGCCAACGACCGUACGAGAACCCGCGCCGCGACAACACCCGCUGCCACCGCUGCAACACCCCACAGCCUCCCUGCUCCAUCUGCAUGAGCAUCGAUCCGCCCCCGGAAUGGGUGGAACAGCAGCAGCAGCAACAGCGCACCAACUUUCCUCCCCUCACAAGCCCGGGUUCCGAAACCGAAACCAUCUCCCACCUCUCCUCACAAUCCUCCAUCCGAACAGAACCCCUCCCAGCCUCUGAACUCGACCAUCCCAGCCUCUUUGCCCCACCCCGUCCCAAGGGCUCUGCCCUCUGGUCCUGGUGCCAGGGCUGUGGCCAUGGCGGCCACCUCGCCUGCAUCACAACCUGGCUCAGUGACCUCACCAUCAGCGCUGGCGGCUGCGCCACACCCGGCUGCACGCACGACUGUGGACCAGGCCCCCGCCGUGGACUGAACCGUCAGGCUUUACAAGCUGAGACCAAGCGUCGCGACUCGGCAACUCGUUCCGCGGGCGUCGGUCUCGUCAAGAAGGACCCCUGGACAAAAGGCGAGAGUAAGGCCGUCGAGAAGGUUAGGGGUAUGCUCGGAGUCGCCGGCGUCGCUAAUGCCCCUGCUGCUGGGAGUACGGCUGGAUCCAGUGCUUCGACGAAUGCGACCUCUGCUUCUGGGGCCGCUGCUGUCACUUCAGGGACGAUGUCACCGAAGAAAGUGAGACUGGUUACUCCUAGUGAGCAGGGGAAACGGUCUCGUCGGUCGACGGCUGCUUCGAGAUAG
Messenger RNA from Penicillium lagena, 3951 nucleotides. RefSeq names its product WD repeat protein. Gene Ontology annotation, molecular function: protein binding. NCBI's taxonomy places the organism in Eukaryota, Fungi, Ascomycota, Eurotiomycetes, Eurotiales, Aspergillaceae. The coding region runs from base 1 to 3951 and encodes 1316 amino acids. The transcript is spliced from 2 exons. Gene Ontology annotation, biological process: positive regulation of TOR signaling. The record is from RefSeq and is a predicted model, not a curated record.